AUGCGGGGAUUACCGCAACAGUUCUUGGGCAUUCCCGGACCCCAGAAGAUUCUGAAGACCUUCGGCUCCCUGUGGCUUGCACAGAGCUCAGAGGAAAGGCCUUCCCCUGGGGCUUCAUCCUCUUGUCCGGUGUCUGAGAUCAGCUGCCAGGCUAAGUACCACGGUCAAGAUACUUGCUGUUUCAACUACCCCGGCGGUCAGAUGCUUCAGACUCAAUUCUGGGAUGCAGACCCAGCGAUUGGUCCCGAAGAUGCAUGGACAAUCCAUGGGCUGUGGCCCGAUCACUGCGCCGGCGGCUUCGAUCAAUUCUGCGAUUCCAAACGCAGGUACAGCAAUAUAUCUCUUAUCUUGGUGGAUUCCGGUCGUGGAGACUUGCUGGAGUACAUGAGCGAGUAUUGGAAAGAUUUCCGUGGAGAUGAUUCUAAUCUGUGGCAACAUGAAUGGAAUAAGCAUGGAACUUGCGUCAGCACCCUUGAGACACAUUGCUACGAUGACUAUCUACCACAGCAAGAAGUUGUGGACUAUUUUGACAAGACAGUGGAAGUCUUCAGGGAACUGCCCUCGCAUGAGUUCCUGGCAAAUGCAGGGAUUAUACCCUCUAGGACCCAAACAUAUACUCUUAUCGAAAUCGAACGCGCCCUGGAAAGUGCCCAUGGAAGUCCAGUCACUGUUCGCUGCAGGGGCGGUGCUCUCAAUGAAAUCUGGUACUAUUUUAAUAUCGCGGGAAGUCUGCAAAAUGGUGCCUUCAUUGCUGCAUCACCAGAUGGCCAGAAGUCCAACUGUCCUUCCAAGGGGAUCAAAUACCCACUAAAGCAUUCUCGGAUUGAGCCUACCCAUACAGCAACUACCGGCCAGCCUGAUCCCACAGAUCCGGGAACCCCCUUCACUGAUAGGGGAAACUUGCUUGUGUCUACCCUUAACCGAAGGCAUGGCUGUAUCAUUAGCUUCGGAACUUGGUUCUCCUCGGGUACUUGUGCAACUUUCCGGGCCAAAAAGUUAUCAGAUGAAAAAUUCUCUUUGGAAUCUAGCAAGGGGCCUUGCACCUUCGAGCGAGAUGCCCUUGCCUGUGGACCCCAUGUCAAUAGCCCUGCCGAAUUUACAAUCAAAGAUGGGAAGCUUUCUUACAAAGGGCAGACUGCCUUCUUUGCGGACCAGCCGCCCAAGGGACGUAGGCAGAGCAAUAUUUAUGCUUCGCAAGGGGGUCGACCUAUUGAGAUCGAGAUUGCUUGGGCUUCGAAGUAA
Penicillium brevicompactum is the source of this 1242-nucleotide messenger RNA. Its product is annotated as T2 family ribonuclease. NCBI's taxonomy places the organism in Eukaryota, Fungi, Ascomycota, Eurotiomycetes, Eurotiales, Aspergillaceae. Gene Ontology annotation, molecular function: RNA binding; ribonuclease T2 activity. Gene Ontology annotation, biological process: RNA catabolic process. The transcript has 6 exons. The record is from RefSeq and is a predicted model, not a curated record. The coding region runs from base 1 to 1242 and encodes 413 amino acids. Gene Ontology annotation, cellular component: extracellular region.